Molecule: messenger RNA, 682 nt
Organism: Neltuma alba
Lineage: Eukaryota; Viridiplantae; Streptophyta; Magnoliopsida; Fabales; Fabaceae
Exons: 3
Coding region: 85-366 (93 amino acids)
Cellular component (GO): mitochondrion
Source: RefSeq, a predicted model, not a curated record
AACACGAGGCGUCCCACUUUUCAGACACUCGAUAUCAAGGAGCACUGAAUCGUUUCAAGCUCUCGGAUUAUUCUCUCAAGCGUAAUGGGUUUCGUACAAGAGGCGCGCGAUAAUCACGUCAAGAAAAAAGUUGAAGAAGCUUUACGCAGCAAAAUGAAGCAGAAGGCACUAAAGGAAUGUGAUCACUACACCGCAAAAUAUGCUCAAUGUGCUUCAGGGAGAACGAUUUCAGUUGUUUGGCAAUGCCGCAAACAAGCUAAAGAAUUGAAUGAUUGUCUUCAUCGAUUCACUAAUGAUGCUGUUUUAGAGGAAAUGAAGAAAGAAUACAUUCUACAGCACAGCAGUGAAGGCUCUGCAAGAAUAUAGAUUUGAUUUCAUUGGGGAUUGGCCUAAUCAUUGAGCAACUGUUUCUACAAUUGUUCCACAAAGCAUCCGCCAAAAACGUGUCAUCAAUGGAUGACUCUUACAUUCUAGUUCUUCAGAAAUGUAGAAUGAGGCCUUCAUCAUCUCAGUGGAUCCACACGCUUGAAUUUUCUUCGAGUUUUGUACUAAAUGAAGAAAAACUUGUACGAAUUUUGCAGAUUUAUGGCAUGGAUUUUUACUCGCUACCUGAGAUUGUUGAGGAAUUCAAUUUGGGGUUAUUUGGUAGUGAAGAACGAGAUCGUAUUUUGCGUUUCUGACU